UCAUUCGAAUCAAAUCUUAAACGUUUUGAAACUCUCGUAACAAGCAAUAAUAAACAAAAGCAAAAAAGCCGUACAUAUAUGCAACGUGAAACUUUACAUUCUUCAAAUAAACAAUGUGAUAAUCUGAAUAAUCAAUCAAUUGAGUAUAUCAGAUUACAUGGAAUGCUUUUUACCAAAGAUAGUCUUGAAUUUUUUGAUGAUCGGAUUUUAGAAAUAUUUAUAGAUAAAUUAUUCAGAUUGAAAGAUAUUCAGAGUUAUAAGUGGCUGGAAUUUUGCAUGCGAAUGGUGGUCAUUAAUAUAUCAAGCUUAUACAACUAUGGUAAUACCGAAAAUUCGUCUCUCAGGCUAACCACAUCAACUAAUAUGGAUUUUAAUCAAAUUCUAGAUUUAGAUCCAACAUUUGCUGAAGAAUCUAGGCUCACUUUUACUGUAAUGUAUCAAUUCAUGUUUAAAUAUCUUGACUCUAUAUCGCUUCAGGGUGAAGUCGAUAUUUCUGAGGGCUUGCUUUUAUAUUGUGAGAUCGUGUUACUUUGGAUGGUAGCAAAUGAUGUUUUUAAUAACUUUGCAGAAAAAUCCAAUAAUUGUAUUUGGAGAAAAUUUUUGGACAAAUCUAUUUGUCCUGAAAUUAUAGAAUUUUCAUCAAACAUUGAAGAUUCAAAUUAUAUAGAUCGUCUUCGUCCUCCUCCAUUGGGAAUUACGUGUCGUCGUAGAGCAAGGAUUAUGGAAUUGGGUUAUCUGUUAACUAAGUCUCGAAAACAAGAAUUAGAGAAUCUUUUAGCUGCAACUCGUGAGGUGACACCACCUUCGUCUUCUAGAAUUGCUACAGGAUAUACUAAAAUUGUGACAGAUACCAAUUGCCUUAUCGAGGAUCUUAAUAUGGUCAAAAAAAAAUCAUCCAAAGUGAUAAUUGUACUUUUGGUUG
Cetraspora pellucida is the source of this 922-nucleotide messenger RNA. The record is from the annotation of a GenBank genome assembly. Lineage: Eukaryota; Fungi; Glomeromycota; Glomeromycetes; Diversisporales; Gigasporaceae.